UGACGUCCAGAAGGUGGGAGCCGUUUCUGAACGUAGCCAACGGGCUGCAGCGCUGGCUCCACUGCGAGCCUGUCAAACACAACCAGCGCAGCCAACAUGGCGGACUGGGACGCUGAAACCUACCAGCCUGAGGAGCCGAAUAAAAAGGCGGCAUCGAUGGACAAAUGGGAAGGCGAAGACGACGAGGACGACGUUAAGGACAAUUGGGAUGAUGAGGAUGAAGAGAAAAAGGCAGCGCUGAAGAAAAAGGCGAUGGAGACUAAGGUCUUUGAAAGGAAAAAGCUGAGUGAGAAGAUCAAAGAGAAAGAGAACCAGUUAAGGAAACAAGAGGAGCUGAAGAAGAAAGAGUUGGAGGAAGAUGAAGAGCUCACACCUGAAGAAGAACUUGCAGAGAAGAUAAGGGUGAAGAAAUUACAGGAAGACGCUGACCUGGAGCUAGCAAAAGAUGCUUUUGGUGUCGGCAGCUCUUCAAACAGUGUCGCCGGGAUUGACGCCAUGAGUCCAUCUUCCAAAGAAGACUUCACAGAGUUUGAAAACUUGCUGAAAGAAAAGAUAUCCCAGUUCGAAAAAUCUGUGCAUUAUUCAAGUUUCUUGGAUUCAUUGUUUCGGGAACUCUGCAUUUCAUUGGAAGUAGAAGAGUUGAAGAAAGUCAGUAAUUCCCUGACGGCCCUACUUAGUGAAAAACAGAAACAAGAAAAACAAAACAAAGGCAAGAAGAAGAAGAAAGGGGUUGUAGCUGGAGGCGGAUUGAAAGCACAGAUGAGAGAUGACCUUGACUAUGCAGAGUUUGAUGGUGGCUACGCCCAGGACUAUGAGGACUUCAUGUGACAUUGGCUCAUCACUCCCGCCCUGUUCCCCUCCUAACCCUCCUCAGAAAUGCAGCUGUACCUUUUUCAUGCUGUCCAGUGCCAUCCUGGAAAAUCUGAACUAUGUGUUGCCCCCUUAAUUUUGCUUCAAUGACCAGAGGGAUCAUACCAUGGAGAGUCCAGUCUCACCAACUCUGUCCGGUCAUACAAAUGGAAUGGCCUUUUCCUGUCAUUCAGCCUCAAUUCUCACACAUCAUACAUCGUCUGUUGGGUGACCCAGCUUCAAUGGAGAAUACAUUAUAACUGCUGUUUGCUGGGUUUUGCAGGCCUCAUUUCUUAUUAAAUGUUGCUUCUUUUAAAACGGCAGAUACAGUAUUGCAGUUGUAAGUAAAGUGACAUAGAAACACAAGGUUCUAUGCAAAUUCCUUAACCAGAAUGUCAUGGAUAUAUUAUUGGUCGUGCUUACCUGUGGAUGGUUCUCUUACAGGAAAGUAUAUAGUAUCUAUAACUUUGGUUGCCAAAUUCAGAACAAUUAUUCAUCCUUAUCUCGGGAAGGGUUGCGCUGUGGGUGAUUUUUUUGAGACUGAUGCAACGUGUAAGUAGUAAUUUUACAGAGAGCACAUGACAUUCACUGUAAGGUAAAAGGAAUAGACGAGUCGGCUAUAAUAAAUGUGACUUUAAAACCUCA
Pseudoliparis swirei is the source of this 1494-nucleotide messenger RNA. It is a transcript of the gene eif3jb, whose product is annotated as eukaryotic translation initiation factor 3, subunit Jb. The coding region runs from base 97 to 828 and encodes 243 amino acids. The record is from RefSeq and is a predicted model, not a curated record. Gene Ontology annotation, molecular function: translation initiation factor activity. NCBI's taxonomy places the organism in Eukaryota, Metazoa, Chordata, Actinopteri, Perciformes, Liparidae. Gene Ontology annotation, cellular component: eukaryotic translation initiation factor 3 complex; cytoplasm. The transcript has 8 exons.